UAUAGGUUAUGUUUAUUUACGUACAUAUAUAUAUAGUAUUGUACAGUAAUGAUAUAGUGUUGGCGGAAGUAUUUUCCAGGGAGUUGAAAGCCAAAGUUUAGGGAUAACAGAACUUUCGAUAUAUAAAUACCAAGUAAAUGGUUCGAAACUUAGUUUCAAAAAGGCCGCCUGCUAAGGGGAAAGCCAGUGUGGCCAACAUUAGGUUCGGUCAAAAUUAAUAACUUAGUAGGUUAUUGCUGCAAAAUUCGAAAAUAUGUUACAAUAGAGCCAAUCACACGCAGAGCCUGGACGAUAGAUUCGGAAAAGCAAGAACUAUGAAAAGCGGUAAGCCACGUGACUUUGACCAAUCAAAGGCAGCAGCCAGCGAUGCAGAUCUCCAAGGCCGAACUAUCGAAAAGCCGCAAGAAUCCGUCCAGGUAGAUGACUGCCAGCAGGAUGCCCAACAAAACCAACAGCAUGACAAGCAAAAGCAAAACCAGGCGCAGGAAAAACAGAACUCAACUGCGGCUGACAACAACGAUGCGGGCCAGGCCAAUAAGGGCGGAUCUGACAAUGCCGGCAGUACCAGUCAAGACCAGGGUCAGGACCAGGAUCAAGAUGCGCCAAAGAAACGCUGUGCCAAAUGCGGCAAAAAGCUGGGACUCACUGGUGGUUAUCCUUGCCGCUGUGGCGGCAUUUACUGCGCCGUCCACCGCUACAGCGACCGCCACGAGUGCAACUUCGACUACCGUGAAAUGGGCGCCAGCGAGAUCCGGCGCGAUAAUCCCCUCGUGGUGGCCAGCAAACUGCGGAAGCUCUAAGUUCAUCCACAGUAUAUCAUCCCAACCAAGGAGCUCAAUCAAAACAUUCAACAUCAAAGCCAUCAGCUUAUUGUAAUUAUACCAGAAGUUGCAUUUAUUGGGAAGGUAUAUCUGCUUUUGUUGUUAAAAACCACACAAAACAUGUACAUAUAUAUAUAAAUUUGUGAUAAUAUAUACUAGUCACAAAUAAUUCAAAUCCGAGUUUAAACUUAAGUUCAGUUGGAAGCUCUUUCGCGAAGUGAUCGAUAACUGGAAGAGCUUUUUGCCGGAGUGGAAGCUAAGUUUGACUAUCAGAAACUUCACAUAUGUAGCGCUGCAAUUUCCGAAUUUUCAAACCAUUUGCAUUGCUAUAUGUACAUGUAUAGGUAAGCAGACACUUUAGUAUAACAAGGCAAGGAAGAGCAUAUCAGGGCUCCUUAAUUUAUGUAUGUACAUAAUGCUCUGAGUGUACACUUUGAAGCGCUGUGUAAUAAACUUUGUUAAAUGUCUUAUAUCUUUGCAGUUAGUAUACGAGUAUAGCAGAUAGGAUGAUAUAUUUCUGGAAAAGAAAUGAACAG
Molecule: messenger RNA, 1357 nt
Organism: Drosophila eugracilis
Lineage: Eukaryota; Metazoa; Arthropoda; Insecta; Diptera; Drosophilidae
Product: zinc finger A20 and AN1 domain-containing stress-associated protein 6
Exons: 1
Coding region: 315-800 (161 amino acids)
Molecular function (GO): zinc ion binding
Source: RefSeq, a predicted model, not a curated record